Messenger RNA from Amyelois transitella, 2825 nucleotides. RefSeq names its product nucleolar protein dao-5. Gene Ontology annotation, cellular component: nucleolus; nucleoplasm. The record is from RefSeq and is a predicted model, not a curated record. The transcript is spliced from 7 exons. NCBI's taxonomy places the organism in Eukaryota, Metazoa, Arthropoda, Insecta, Lepidoptera, Pyralidae. The coding region runs from base 97 to 2076 and encodes 659 amino acids.
UCUAAAAGUUCUUUUUUGAUUGGCAUGCAUCGCGGAAAGCGGCUGUCUAUUCAAUUUUUCACGUUUAUCUAAGUUAAUACAUGAAAAAGUGCAACGAUGGCAGUUCCCGCAGAAGUUAAAAUAAUAGCAAAUUCAUUGGUUUAUCAGUAUCUACAGAUUGUAGAUAAAUCAUUAGCAGAACAGUUUCAAAAAAAGACUAAAGCGAAACCUCCAGCAAAGAAUCUGUCUGCAUUGAUUGACAUUAUAUCUCAAUACACGAAAAAUAAGGUGCCGCAGAAAGCUGCUGACAGUUCAGAUGACUCAUCUAGUGAAGAAGAGGCCCCUAAAAAAGCCAUCCCACAAGUAAAUGGCAAGGCUCCAGCAAAGAAAACAGCGAACUCCGAUUCAGACAGCUCAUCUGAAGAUGAGAAGCCACAGGCUAAACAAGUUAAACCCCAAGCCAAACCCCAGGUGGUAGUAAAAAAAGCAGAGUCAUCUGAUGACAGUGACAGUAGUGAUGAUGCUGCUACCACUCAACCUAAAAAGCAGCCAGUUAAGCCACAGCCUAUUUCAAAACCAACUCCUGCUAAAAAGCAAUCAUCUUCAGAUGACAGUGACAGUGAUGAGGAACCAAAGAAACCGGCACAGGUCAAAACACCAGUCAAACCAGCAGCUGCACCAGCCAAAUCUGCACAAAAAAAACAAGAUUCAUCUGAUAGUGAUGAUAGCAGUGAAGAUGAAAAGCCAAAACUCAUGGCCCCUGUUAAGCCGCAAGUGGCAAAUGCCAAGGCUUCAGUAAAGAAACAAGCAUCUUCAUCAGACAGUGAUGAUAGUGAAGAUGAGAAGCCAAAAACUCAAACAAAAGCACCAGUCAAGCCUCCAGUUAAACCAGCCGCCAAGAAGCAAGAAUCGUCAUCUGAUGAUGACAGCAGUGAUGAUGAACCUCCUGCAAAGAAGGCACAUCCUGCAAAACCUCAAACACCAGCCAAACCUCAAACACCUGCUAAACCGCAACUAGUAAAAAAACCUGCAGAUUCUUCAGAUGACAGUGAUGACAGUAGUGAAGAUGAGAAACCUAAAAAAGCUGUCCCCAAGCCUGAGGCUACACCUGCUAAACCGGCUGCUAAAGCUGUUGUAAAAAAAGAUUCAUCAGAUGAUAGUGAUGACAGCAGUGAAGAUGAAAAGCCAAAAGCUGCUACAAAGACUCCAGUAAAACCACAAGCUAAACCAGCUGCUAAAGCUCCCGUGAAGAAAGAUUCGUCUGAUGAUAGUGAUGAUAGUAGUGAAGAUGAGAAACCUAAGAAAGUAGUUCAAAAACCUGUGGCUACACCUGCUAAGCCAGCUGCUAAAGCCGUUGUAAAGAAAGAUUCAUCAGACGACAGUGACGAUAGUAGUGAAAAUGAAAAGCCAAAAGCUCAAGUAAAGACUCCAGUAAAACAACAAGCUAAACCAGCUGCUAAAAAAGAUUCCUCGUCUGAAGACAGUGAUGACAGCAGUGAAGAUGAGAAGCCAAAACAAACAAAAGCUACCCCAGCUAAAGUUACACCUAAAAAACCUCAAGCAGAUUCAUCAUCGGAUGAUGACAGUGAAGAAGAAAAGCCUAAACAAAAAACACCUGUCGCUAAGAAACCUGUACAAAAUGAAUCAUCAGAUGAUAGUGAGGAUGAUGAUGGACCCCCAGCAAAGACUCCUAAAAAAGAAAAUCAAGAACCACAAACUCAGAUGAAUGGUUUCCAGUCCGGAAAGAAACGAAAAGCUUCUGGAGGAGAUGACGGUCCAGCCAAGAAACCGUACAAUAAUUUCGUAAAGGGCACAAUUAACUCUUCAACUCCCAAUAUGAAAGACAAAGAAUCUUCAAGUAAGCCAGUGCCGUUUAGGCGAGUGGUGGACGAGAAAAUAGAAGUGGAUCCUAGGCUUAAGGAUAAUUCCUUUGAUGCAAAGAGUGGAGCUCGUGGUUCUUGGGGUGAGCGUGCCAACAUUGACUUAAAGCAUACGAGGGGCAAGUCUUUUAAGCAUGAAAAGACGAAGAAGAAACGAGGCUCCUACCGCGGCGGCGCCAUCGAUACCGGUGUUCAUUCCAUCAAAUUUGAGGAUUAAAUGAAAUCAGCUCAUUAUUUAAUAGUAUUAAGCAAAAACAUCCGUAUCCAGUGCAAAUAUUACGUAAUUCAGUAUUUGUGACGAAGUACCAGCUAGCAUUUACUGUAAUAUAUUUGUAACUAAUAAUUGUUCCAUCGUUCUUUGUCAUUUCAACUGCGUGUGGAAUUUGCCUAAAAGUUAAAUCAGUGGUCGGCAGUCUUAAUACUGUAUGAAUCAUUGUACAAUUCUAUGAUUGCAUUAUUGUGACAUUUUGUUAGAAAGUUAUAAUUUUGUUUAUUUUAUAGGUAAUUAAUACCUAAAAUUGUUUUAUGUAAUGUAAUUCUAAAAUUCUAUUAAAUUUAGGAGUGUUUUAGUUACUCUGUAAAAAUAGUAACUAUAGUCAUGUUCAAAAAUUUCUACUCUGGCACUUAAACUAAGACCACCUAACUUUAUUAAAUGACUUAUCAAGUUAAGGGACAUAAAUAAUUCAUUUCUACAUUUAUAUUAAGAAUAUGAUUUUCAGACUUAUUUUUAUAUUGUAAAUAUUGCUUAGUUUUAUGGUGACUGCACUCGCUAUAAAUAAUAAUAACAAUAAGUUUUUGACAUUGUAUUGUGGCGCAUUGUAGCAGAUUUUUAUUUGUACAUAAGUGACCAAAUGUAUAGUGUAGCGUUACAUGUUUUUUUAAAUGUAAACUAAAAUUGCUAUACUAUGUAUUUGGCUAGUAAGUAUAAUUUCCUAGGUUUACAUGCCGCCUUAAAUAAACUUAUUA